Molecule: messenger RNA, 3108 nt
Organism: Chaetomium globosum CBS 148.51
Lineage: Eukaryota; Fungi; Ascomycota; Sordariomycetes; Sordariales; Chaetomiaceae
Exons: 1
Coding region: 1-3108 (1035 amino acids)
Biological process (GO): regulation of DNA-templated transcription
Cellular component (GO): nucleus
Molecular function (GO): transcription cis-regulatory region binding; DNA-binding transcription factor activity
Source: RefSeq, a predicted model, not a curated record
AUGCCUACAUCGUUCAGAGUCACCGAUAAAGGGCCGGGUCCUCCGGGCGCGCGGGGUUCGCUUGCUUGGCAUCGGCGACGAAAACGGUCGUCUCGUGGUCUUUCUCCCGAGUCAACUCGCGCGACAUCUUCCUCUCCUCCCCCCGAAGACCGAAUCAUAAACGGCAGUCAACCCACCCGGCCGGCCCGCGUGGUGUCUCCAGAACAAGUUCCCCGACCGGCAACCCAGCCCACGUCGUCAACUCGCAAGCGCGGCCGGGAGACUUUUUCCGAGAAGAAGCGGAGGGAGCUCAAAGAGGCUGCCGCAGCUGCACACGUUAUAAUCGACAAAAGAGAAGCCGAAAUCGAAGAGUUCAACAAGCGCAUGGGCCGUUCUGUCGCGCUUUCCCCAUUUCUCCGAGAAAAUGCAGACCAGCCGCUCGACGAGUUUGGGUUCGCAAGUGAUGCAGAGGAGGCCGCACCUCCACAGACUCUCUCGGCGGCUAGGUUGAGCAACAAGAGCAAGAGAAAGGGCAAAGAGGCCAUCAGAGAUGUCAUACAGGAAGAAGCUGCGGCCGUUACCGACGACUCAAUAAUCGAUGACGACCCCCCACCGAGCACACUGCCACAAGGAAAGCGCGGUCGGCGUGAUAGUAAUUCCAAAUCGCGUGAAAAACGGAAGUCGCGGGUGUCGAAGGGGAGCUUGGACGAUGCGAUGGAGGUGGGGGCGACAGAAGAGCACCUCAACCAAUCAACAUCGAUCCAUGCUGACGAGAGCGUUCGGCCCGAUGAUAUUGCCGCUGCAAACCAGGAAAAUGAAAAUGGACAUUCCGGAACGACGACGCGCUUAAUGCCCAACAAAUAUCAAUCCGACGACAGUGUAUCUCCCGAACCAUCAAGAGCGUCAGCGACCGACUCCCACGGCUCCCACUCUGACCGUGGAUACGCCAAACCGGGUGGGCAGGGGCCGUUGGUGCCCAAGCCUGGGAUGGGCAUGGACGGCACGAAUGGCUCACCUCAUUCUGAGGACGACCACCAUUCUACAACGGGUGACGAAGCAAGCGAAGAGGGCGAUGAUAGAGUGUCGGUGGUUUCCGCACCCGAUGGCUCCCUUGUCGCGUCUGACUCAGACAACCAGAAUAAUGCAAGCGCUCCUCUUUCGCCUGUCGCCUCCGAUACAGGCAGCGAUGCAGAAGAAAGUAGUCCCCCCCUACCGCGCAACCGGGAGUCGGUUUCGCCGCCUCCCGGCUCGUCCGUCAAGAGUUCCCGUCAUAGCGCCAAGAGGCAGGCAAAGCUGCCCUUUUUCUCUCGCCAGCAGGAAGACAACGUGCAAGCUUUUGCCGAACUUCCACACGAGAACGCCGCAUCCCCGUCCCAACUAAGGCGUUCAACAAGGCGCCGGCCAGCUCCACGUGUGGAGGUCGACGCUGUCGCAGAGGUUUCGGAUGGGCAGAAUUCGGAUGGGCAGACCAACAACAUAGGGGCAUCGCAGUACCGGACCGGUCCUCUUUCCUCCUCCGAGCGGGAUCGGGUCACUAGGGCGGUCGAGCGCUUCCGGGAAGACGAGGGUUUGACGCAGGAAGAGAUCAACCAAGUGAUUCACGACAAUCCCCAGACAAGUAACCGGCCGAUUCACCGCCAACUAUGGGCUACGAUCCAGGAUGCCUGCCCGUUUCGCACCCGAAGGAAGCUUAUCAGUUGGUGUCGGCAACAUUUUCACAACUGGGCCGGCCGGGGCACCUGGACCCAAGCACAGGACGAUGAGUUGGCAGAUCUGAUAGAGAUUCAUGGGAAGAAGUGGAGUCACAUCGCAGGCCUCAUAAACCGCUACCCAGGAGAUGUACGUGACCGAUGGAGGAACUACUUGGUUUGUCGCGAGGUUGUCAAGACCGAUGUAUGGUCCGAGGGCGAAGAAGAACGGUUCCGCGAGUUGGUGGAAAAUUCUAUCGAUAAGAUCCGCCAACAAAGUGGGGAGCACAGCAACAAAGCUCCCGACGAGCUCCUCAACUGGCUCCACAUAAGCGAAGCAAUGGGCCACACCAGAUCGCGUUUGCAGUGCAUCCAGAAAUGGAAGAGGAUGUGCGAAGCUGCGCCACUGGCCGACAACGUUCCCACGGUACUGCCCCCAGGUAGAUCGUGGCGAUUGGAGAAGGCUCGCGAGGAGUUGCGCAGGAUUACGGCAGAAGACAAGUACCGUUUAAUGUGUGCGGUUCGCGACUUGGGUGUCGGGACAGACACGAAGAUCAACUGGAAGCAGAUUGUCAAUGGCACGUUUCGCAAACGGUACGAGCGCCAGGCUCUUGUGGUUACAUGGGGACGGUUACGGAAGGCUGUGCCUGAUUGGCAGUGGAAGGCGACUCGCGAUUGCGCUCGGUACCUCUGCGAAAUGUACGAGCGUGAGGGUAAUUUUGGCUCUGUCGACGAGGCCGAAGGCGAGAACGACGCAAUCGCUCCCACCAACAAACAUCGGAAAGGCAAAAAAAAGUCUCACCGUCUAGCGCCGGCGGAUGACUCGGCCCCAGAGUCACAGGAACAAACCCCGGCCGAGAUGGAGUCCAACAGCGACGCGCAGUUAUCACCUGUGGCGGACGACGAGAACAACUUUGCGUCUGCGGAACCUCGUCGAAAGAGUGGUAAGAAGCGGCGCGAGGCAAAGAGCGACACACCACCCUCCCAAAACGAAGACGUUGAGAUGGAGGAUUCAAUGCAUGCAGCGUCGCGUACCAAAUCUACCAAAUCUACCAAGAACAGGCCGCGUUCUGAGGAUGAGCAGAACCACCAACUCGACACCGUCCGGCGGGAGUCGUCGCCAAGUGUGGGCGCUCAUGCGGCUCGAACGAGAAGACGGGAGAGGAGAGAGAGUAUGACGGAGGACACAGGCACUAAGGAAAAGAGGAAGGGACUUUUAUCGCCUGCGUCCAAGGCCACCCUCUCCAAGCCUGCGAAGAGGCCGCGUCGCGAUUCUUUGCCGAACGGUGGCGCGGAGGACCUCGGAUCCAAGAAGCGGAAGAUGAUGAGUUUGCAGGCAAUGGCAAAAACCAACAGCGCGUCGAAAAGCAAUGGGAAGUCUUGGAGUGUGGUCAGCAGCGAUAUGGAGGAUAUGGAGGAUAUACCCGCGACAUUGCCUUGA